UGGCAGCAAGGCGAAUUAAUACAUUAUAUUUCAAUAAGCUAUAAUUAUCAUGACUUAAAUACUUUUACAGGCGAUUUGGUCUGUAUUGUUUCAAUGUUUACAUGUACAAGUUCUUGAACAGGUUAUUUGCAUUCUUUCAACAUUAGAUUUUGUGAAAACAAUAUCAGUCUGAAGGCAAGGAGAACCUACUCAAAGCUAGAAAAUCCGGUAAACUCUUUGUCUGGAAAAACAAAACACUCGUGAUCUAUGUUUCCUUUAAUCUUGCCGUAACUGCACGGAUGGUCACUGUGAGAGAGCGUCUUUACAUUCUUUUACUUGUUCAUUAUUUGCUAGAUGCUGUUAAUCGACCGCUAUCGAUAAAACGAGGAUGUCAAUAGUCAUUAGGAAUACCGUCUUUUCCCUGCUGAUCUCUUCUCUAUUCUUGCGCUCUACAGGCUCACAGGACUAAAACACUGACAAUAUUUCAUAGCAUGAAAUUUAAGGCGGUUUCUAGUAAAUGUUUUGAAACGAAAAUACGGAACUGAUUUUUACACUGCUAACUUUAAAUGUGGAAAAUAGAUGAAAAGCACAAGUGCUGGAAGGAAGAAAAGAAAUACUAAAAUAGUGAGAUGAAAUACGUUUGGAAAGAAGAGUGCUUACUUUUAAAAGAAGCAGUGCCUUAAACACUAAACAGCAUCAUGUCGAAGUAUCGUAUGAUGGACGCGGCCCGGAACAUGCGUUUCCGUAUCCAGGCAACCGACAAUGAAACCUACGUGGCAAUAGUGGACACGCGUGAAGCAGACUACGAUAACAUUGGUGCUCUUUAUUAUGUUGUGGCAGUCGUUCUCAUUUACGGUCUGUCUAUCGUCAUGAUGAUUGCGUCACAUAUUAGAAGGAACAAGCAGGACGGACAACUUAGAUCAUAUCUGAAAGAAAUGGCUAUACUCAGAAAGAAAAACAGACGUGAGAAAUUGUUGGAAAAAAUGACGGAUCUUGCAUCCAAAUCUGGACCUUUCCCGAACCAGAAAAUCGAGGAAACAGUUUUUCAUGAGAAUAAAAAAGACAAUAUUGCAUUGUAUAGCCGCCUGCCAACAGAGGCCGAUGAUGAAUCACGUGACCUGUUAUUGUCGAAAACAAGCACAAGUGACUGUGAUGACUCUGUUUUUAGUGCAGAGACGCCGAAACUGGAGUCCCCAGCUACGCCAAAGAUAUCACCAUCAAAACUGCUAACACCUAAACUCGUACGUGCUGACGGGAAAUCUUAUAUCCAGAUUCAAGUGAUUAAUGAAAAUACAGUUCUCUGAUUUCUGAAAGACACUCUGAAAUAAAAGCUGAAAAGGGCUCAAUCGAUUGCUAACAGUCGAUUCUGUGACAAGUUUCUGGUAAAACUGUAAGGUAUUCAUAGAUAUAUAUUUAUUAUAUGGCGUGACAGAUUAUUUUGUAUACAUUGUAAAUAAAAAUAAAUAGAUUUUGUGAAAAGUUAUCUGUGAAAACAAAUGUUUUGUAUGUCCGCUAAUUGUUACAUAGGUAACUUCGCUCGUACUUUUUAGCUGGUACACUAUAUCUUGAUUCAUUUUUUUCUCAAGAUUUAUGAUUUUUCACAAACAUACAAGAAUAUGUGGGUAUAUAAUAUUAUAUUAUGUUCAUUUUUAGUUUAUAUUACUGACUGACUCAGUAUUUAGAAAGCUUUCUUUCGAUUUGGAAUGCGAUCAGCGAAUCUGCUUAUAAGUUUUAUAUUAGGGGGUGGGGGAAUUUUGUCUCCAAAUUCGACAAAUGCAGAAAUCUGUUCGAUGUGAAAUAUUUUUUAUAUUGUCAAUGUGAAGGUCAUACCACUACGGUAUAAUUUAUUUACUGUAACAGUUGAAUAUUUUAAUUCAAAUUAAUUCAAAUAAAGGGACAAAAUGCAGAUGGGAUAGCCACAUUCCCAUCAGCACCUAUACUUAAAGGUGAAGCCAACUUUCAAUAUAGAUAUAAAUAGACAACAAUAUCUAAAGGCUAUCUAGAAAAAGAGAUUUGUCAUAUUUUGAAAUUUGCAUCAGCGAAAGUUUCUUGAGGGAGGGAGAAAAUUCGUGAGAAUAUGUUCACGAGCUAAAAUUUAAUCUAUUUAACGUUCCAUUUUUAAGUCUGGAGCAAAUUGUCUUGUUUUAGAAAGUCAUAGUGUUUCGAUUUUCAAAAUAGCUUUCAAACAUACCAGUAUAAUAAUGAAAAAUAAAACGAGUUUUUGAGGUGAACAGUUGCCGGGAAUUUCCAAAUUUCAGACUGGUUAGUGUACUAGUAACCAAUGCAAGAAAAAACAAGAUACAUGCAGAAAGAUACGAGACGACAGGCUCCUUACACCUGUCACCAUUGUUAUAUAAAUAAUUAGUUAGAUCAGCAAGAACUUAACUGGUACAAGUACGACUAGACAAAACAGAAAAUUUCCAACAGACUGCGUUUGCUGUACUUACUUUGCACACCCAGCAUAGACUAAGACUCAAUGUCUUAGGAUCUAAUACAGACUGAGAACAUUAAUUGAUAGUAAUUUGCCGUCCAUUGUUCGAGUUUAUAGAUUGACUUUAAGGAAACAAAUACGCUCGUGUGUGUGAAGAUAUAUAUGUUUACAUUUUCUAUACAUUCUAUAUGAAAAGAAAAAGGCGUUUAUUUUCGUAAAAUCAAUAUUGACGUAGUAAUAUCUAAAACACCUUUUCCGCCAGACUGCAUGACGUCAUUCAUAAAGAAUUACCGAAAUUGCGUCGUUCGAAAUAUACUUUCAAAAUUAGAAGUCCAAAUUUCAAAAAGAACAUUAGAUUAUAAUUUAACUCUUUUUUUUUCUGACGACAUGACUGUAUGAUUUUUCACUGGUUUUAACUAUUCUUUGAAUAAAAUUUAAGAACAAUUUUUACCGUAAGGCGAAUAACAGUUGUACGUGGGCAUGUCUUUUGGCUGCUCUAUUAAAUAAAAUGUUGAAAAGAUCGAUAUCCUGACAUUUGUUUUGAUUUUCUGAUACUCGUGAAAAACAAACAACAACUGUACGUAGCAAGUUACCUUCGAAAUGUAAAUAUAAUAAUUGAAUGCUAUUUUUGUGCGUUUAUAAGGGUAUAAACCGCAUUGGGAAUCAUUCAAAAAGCGUUAGCGCGACUAAUGGAUUUGCUGGAAGUCACAAUGUGGUUUAUACCCGGAUAAACACAAAAAUAACAAUUAAUUCCGAAACAAAUUAAAUCUCCGGAACGAUAAACGUUAGUACUCAAUUGCGUUGCUGUAGUAGGAAGAUUUAGAGAAAUAUAAUACAUUUGUGUAAUUGUAUAUAUAGAGCCUUGAAAUUUUACAAAGAAUGUAAUCGUUCGAUCUAAUACAAGGUAGAGGAUUAAAUUGACUGUAAAAAAUUCUCAAUAUUUUUAAAGUUUAUAUAUUGACUUUCAUGAUAUUAACACUAUUUCUAAUUUCUUAACGUGAUAACUGAUCGAUUUUGUAUUUUUCAAUUCCAAUAAUUAAAGCAGUUAUGCAAUAUAAACGCCAAAGUAUGACAUUUCUUCAUGUGUUAACUGUAGGAACUAAAAUAUAUUUUGCAUGAAAGUUUGAAAAAUCUUUCCCUAAAUUUUGAAUUAAAACUUAGAUUCAGGAGGUAAUAGGGAAGCAUUAGAUUGAAAGAACCUUAUUCGAUAGUAUACUAUUUUCAAUUCAGCGAAAGGAAAGGUUCCUUGAGGCAAAACCUAUAAGCUGACCUAUAUAUAGGUGACUUUGACCUUCAUAAGAUCUUUACCAUUAAACUCAAAACCUAGAAAAACAACACCUUUGGGUAUACACCCAGAUUUUGCGUUUUGCAAACGCAUCCUCUUGUUUUCAAAGGGACCUCAGCCGAAUAAUGUAUUUCACAGAAAUCUCAGUUGAAUGAGAUAUUUCAAAGAAACCUCAAUCAAAUGAGUAUAUUCCUAGCCCCAUGACAGAUUAAAGCUCGAUAUGCCCAUACAGUUAUAUUUUGUCCGCAAAGGAGAAGAAUUCUAUAAGACUCGUCUUUCAUUCUUAUCCUUUCCUGUUUUGUCUUCACUACAGCAUG
Mercenaria mercenaria is the source of this 4012-nucleotide messenger RNA. RefSeq lists its product as uncharacterized. The transcript is spliced from 3 exons. NCBI's taxonomy places the organism in Eukaryota, Metazoa, Mollusca, Bivalvia, Venerida, Veneridae. The coding region runs from base 678 to 1283 and encodes 201 amino acids. The record is from RefSeq and is a predicted model, not a curated record.